UCAAAUGAUCCUCCCGUCUUGGCCUCCCAAAGUACUGGGUUUACAUGCAUGAACCACUGCACCCAGCCUGGGGUCCAUGAGGACACUAAUCCUGUUCAUCACCUAAUCACUUUCCAGAGGUCCCAGCUCCUAAUGCUACCACUUUGAUGGUGUUAGGUUUGACACCGAAUUUGGAGAAGACACAAAUAUUCAGACCACUGCAGUGGUUUAUUUUUAAAGAUUCCUAGAUAUGUCAGUCUGGAAUUCCAGCCAUGGAAGAGUGUCUCCCCGUGUCCUUGACAAUAUUCUCAUCGGACAUUUGAUUUGUGCUUAUUCAUUAACAAAGCAUAAUGUAUCAAUAUAGUUUUAUUUCUUGAGAUGGGGUCUUGCUAUAUUGCCUGGGCUGGUCUCCAGUUCUUGGGCUCAAACAACUCUCCCGUCAUGGUCUCUGGAGCAGCUGGGACAGCAGGCAGAGAAUGUCUUGGAGUGGGGCUGAGUGUUGGCUCGUGGGUUUGAAGAGCCAGUUGGUUUCCUUCCCUUGGCCUGUGGGUUUAUACCCUUUGUCUGUCUUCAGUCGGUUCCUUUGUUAUUGGUUUAUAGGAAGAGAUAUGCAUCCAGACACACAUACGUGUACAGCGCUGGCCCCUGGUCUGGGGUGUGAGUUGCAGGCAUUUGCCCCAGAUGUAAUUUGUCUCUUGGUCUCUGGACUCUGCGCUGCCUCUGUUUUGUUUUUUGCUAUGCAGAGAUUUUUAUACUUUUAAGUAGUCAAAUAUAUUCACUUUUCGGUGACUUCUGGGUUCUGAGUCUCACGGAAGAAAGCUUCUCUGUUCUGAGGUUGUGUUGGGAACCACUCCUCCCUUCUUCAGCCCUUCUGUGGCUCUGUCGUGUGGCAGACAGAGAGCCCUGCCUGUCAGGAGGGUCUGGGCCUCCUGUGCUGGGCCCAGGCCCUGAGAUCGCCUGCCCCAUUCCCCAGCAUGCCCUGUGGUGCCUGUGGUCUGCCUGUUUAUCCUCAGAUCUUUAUCCCCUGGCGCUGUGAAUCCCUUCAGUUGGCUGCAUGUGGAGCCCACCCUGACAAUGAAGGAGGCAUGGGGCAGGGGUCACCAAGGGUGGGAGAAGGAUGAGGGGGCAGGAGCUUAAGAAGGCCAUGGCCAGAGCAGCACAGAAUUCAGUGACUACUACAGGGAAGGGCGUAGCCCUUGGGCCUCAGGCCAUCCCUUGCCACUCCUGGGCUGGGGCCACCCUCCCUCCACACCCUUCUGCCGGUGCUGAUGGCCCACCCUGCCCACCCUGCCUGUCCUUGGAUCAGGGGCAGUUACCUGCAGCUGCGUUUAGGGAGUUGCCUCUGAUAGAGGGGUGUCCUGGGGCUGCCCAGCGAGUCUCCAGGUGCAGCCACACUUGCUGCCCUGCUGUCUGCCUGCUCCAGGAGUGCCCUAGGGAAGGCUGGAGGACUCAGCUUGUCACUGUCAAACCAGCUGUCAGUGCCCCAGCAUGACCAGUGUGGGCCAGGUGGUGGGCCACAGGGAGGGGGCAGGGCAGACUGAUAUCCUCAGUCACCAUUGACAGGGAGGGAGGGGUGGCUCUGGUAGAUGGGGCCCCCUCCCCCUCCUCCCCUGCCCUCUUCCCUUCACCCUCCUGUCUUCAUCCACUACCCUCCUCCCCUCCUUCUCCUCCCCUCUGCUUUUCCCCUCCCCCACCUCUUCUUAGUGCCUUCCCUCUCCCCUUUCCCUGUCCCCUGUCCACACCCACAGUUGGGUUUUGCAGCUUGUGGAGGGCCCAUGCUGACCUGGCUAUAGGGGUUUUCUGGGACAGUGGCUUGGGGCUCUUGGGUCCUGACGGGUCCAGGCCUGGGGGGAGGCACAGGUGGAAGGCUGUUGUCCUCCUGAGGGCUGUUCUGGUCACAGCUGUGUCGUUCCAUCUAGGGAUGGAGGUCUCCACCUGCGAGCUGCCCUUGUGUGUGAGGUGUGGCUUUCCUGGCCCUGCUCCCCAGCCUGCCCCCCGCCCUAGUCCUGCUCUAUGUGCCCAGCUGUCCUGGGAUAUCCCAUAUCUGGCCCUGGGGCUUGGAGGUGUCUGUGCAUGGAUGCCCACAGUGCCACCCCGUGCUCCUGUCCUGACCCCUAGGGUGUCUGAGGGGACCUGUGUACACUGCACUUCCUUCCCUCACCCAGGCCUCUCCCAGCCUCAGCCCACAGCAGUGUCCAGGUUUGGAGGACUGACUGGUCCCUCCUGUCCUCCCUGUGGGGCCUGUUGUGCUGCAUGGGGCCUGUGCCUCGGGGACCUUGGGGAUUUGCUAGAAGGGCCCUUGGGGUCCUCCUCUACCCACUCCCUGGCAGCCUGGCACAUGGGUGUGUGUCUUGAAUCCCGGGCAUGGCCUCCCCAAGUGAAGACCCCCCCCCCGUGGCGCCCCUUGGUAGCUCACUGACUGGUGGGGGGGCUGUUGCAGGUCCUGCUGCCUGCAACUCUGGCUCAACUCAGAGGGCUCACGGGGGCUCGGGCUGGCUCUGAGCAUCCUGGAGGAGCAGACCCCAGCUUAGGGAGCAGAAUGUCAGCUUGGCCGGGCAGGGUAUCUCAGCACGCCCACCAGGCGGGUGGCUCCUGUGGAGGGGCUGUGGGGUCCUUCCUGGGGCCUCUACCUGCUCCCUCUGUGGCCUGCGCCUGUGGCCCUGGAGGCAGGUGCCUUUCAGUAGCCUAGGGGUCACCUGUGUGGCCUUGCCUUUGAUGGGAUGUGCUAGGGAGCCUCUUGGGCCCCUCCCCUCCACACCCCUGGGCAGGAGCUACUCCCUCUGGGUGGGUGGUGGGGUCUAGCAGGGCCAUGCGAGGGUGUAGGGGGAGCCUUCCCAAGCUGGCACCCCGGUAGCUCCCAGAACGUUCUGAGUCUACUGUUCUCUGCUGAGGUCUGCUGGGGGUGAGUUGGGCAGCAUGUGUCCAGUGGUGCUCUCGGGAGGGGCUUCCGAGCCCUGGCCCUGUCCAGGCAGGUGCCCUCCCAAGGGCUGUGGGGCUGAGUCUGGCUUGAGGUGGCGGUGCCUGGGGCCCCUGACAGUCCACCCAUGUGGGGACACUGGGCUGGCAGGUCUGACACAGCUGCAGAGCAUGCUUGGUCAGUCCCAGGAUAGACAGGUGACAUGGGGGCGGGGUCAGGGUUUGACGUUGAGGACCAAAAGGCCUUGGCUCCAUGUGGGCUGGGCCAGGGCGGGGUGUGAGGGAAGCCCUGUGAAGUGAGUCCAGCAGCAGCAGCAGCAGCAGCAGCAGCAGCAGCAGCAGGUGAGCCAGCAGCGGGCUGCGGGGAGGGGGCAUCCAAUAGGGUGGAGCCGGGUUCCUGGAGCAGUUGAGGUUGGGGAUGCAUCCUCAGUGCUGGGGGCUGGUGCAAGGCCUCGUGUAAAGAUGGAGGAUGGUGUGUGUCAGCUCAGAGGCCCCCAGGGGUGACCUAUGGGGAGGGGUUAGCUGGGGUCUGUCCUGCAAAGGAGGAUGUCCAGGCUUGGUGAGGUGAGAAGGGUAGAGUGUCAGAGAACCAAGAGCCACUUCCCAGUGCCACACCCAGGCAUUGAGGUGGGGAGACCCCAACCAGAACCUGGGACAUAUGCAUAGACUGCAGGAGUGCUGGGAAGCUGCAGGGGGCCACAGGACCGUAGACAUCCCAGCAGGUCAUGGCAGAGGGUAGGGGGACCUCAGGUGGGGUCCUGCAGGUCAGCUGGGGCCGAAGAGGGUGGAGGGUGUGGCAGAUGCCCAUCAGGCAUAGCUUGGGAUUCAGGCUCCGGAGCCUCCUCCCUGCCCACAGCACUAGGAGGGGCUGUCCUCUUUCGUAUGUUGUGUGUGUUGUGAAGGUCUUGUCUGUCCAGCAUAGCUAGAGUCAGCUAGACUCCCUGAAACUGUGGGGGUUGAGUUGGCAGCAGAGACAGCCCUGAGGUUGCUGCGACCAUGCUCACUGGAGUGGGGGCCAUGGAUGUGCAGGGGGCCAAGGCCCUUCUCACCUCCCCCUCCCCUGCCUGCUCAUCCUGGAUUCUUUCUGCCCCUCUCACCCCCGGAUGGACAUGCCUGUCCCCUGUCCCCUGGCCACCGAGACACCUGGCCAGGCUCCAGCAGGGCUUCCUGGCGCUGGGCUCACACUGGCCUCUCUGUGCCCAGGCUGACGGGCAGCGAGCCCCUGACCGUCCUCCCGCUGACCCUGGAGCCCGAGGCGGCCGCCCAGGCACACUACAAGGCCUGCGACCGGCUGAAGCUGGAGCGGAAGCAGCGGCGCAUGUGCCGCCGGGACCCGGGUGUGGCAGAGACGCUGGUGGAGGCCGUGAGCAUGAGUGCGCUUGAGUGCCAGUUCCAAUUCCGCUUUGAGCGCUGGAACUGCACGCUGGAGGGCCGCUACCGGGCCAGCCUGCUCAAGCGAGGCUUCAAGGAGACUGCCUUCCUCUAUGCCAUCUCCUCGGCUGGCCUGACGCACGCACUGGCCAAGGCAUGCAGCGCGGGCCGCAUGGAGCGCUGUACCUGCGAUGAGGCGCCCGACCUGGAGAACCGUGAGGCCUGGCAGUGGGGGGGCUGCGGAGACAACCUCAAGUACAGCAGCAAGUUUGUCAAGGAGUUCCUGGGCAGACGGUCAAGCAAGGAUCUGCGAGCCCGUGUGGACUUCCACAACAACCUCGUGGGUGUGAAGGUGAUCAAGGCUGGGGUGGAGACCACCUGCAAGUGCCACGGCGUAUCAGGCUCAUGCACGGUGCGGACCUGCUGGCGGCAGCUGGCGCCCUUCCAUGAGGUGGGCAAGCACCUGAAGCACAAGUACGAGACAGCACUCAAGGUGGGCAGCACCACCAAUGAAGCGGCAGGUGAGGCAGGUGCCAUUUCCCCACCACGGGGCCGUGCCUCGGGGGUGGGCGGCAGUGACCCGCUACCCCGCACUCCAGAGCUGGUGCACCUGGACGACUCGCCUAGCUUCUGCCUGGCCGGCCGCUUCUCCCCGGGCACCGCUGGCCGUAGAUGCCACCGUGAGAAGAACUGUGAGAGCAUCUGCUGCGGCCGCGGCCAUAACACACAGAGCCGGGUGGUGACGAGGCCCUGCCAGUGCCAGGUGCGUUGGUGCUGCUAUGUGGAGUGCAGGCAGUGCACACAGCGUGAGGAGGUCUACACCUGCAAGGGCUGAGUUCCCAGGCCCUGCCAGCCCUGCUGCACAGGGUGCAGGCAUUGCACACGGUGUGAAGGGUCUACACCUGCACAGGCUGAGUCCCUGGGCUUGAGCAGCCCAGCUGCGUGGGGUACAGGCAUUGCACACAGUGUGAAUGGGUCUACACCUGCAUAGGCUGAGUCCCUGGGCUCAGCCCCAGCUGCAUGGGGUGCAGGCAUUGCACAGAGCAUGAAUGGGCCUACACCUGCAAAGGCUGAAUCCCUGGGCCCAGCCAGGCCUGCUGCACAUGGCACAGGCAUUUCACAUGGUGUGAGGAGUAUACACCUGCAAGGGCUGAGACUCUGGGCCCAGUCAGCCCCGCUGCUCAGAGUGCAGGCAUUGCACACAGUGUGAGAAGGUCUACACCUGCAAGGGAUGAGUCCCCGGGCCUGGCCAACCCUGCUGUGCAGGGUGAGGGCCAUGCACGCAGUGUGAGGAGUCUACACCUGCAAGCACUGAGGGGCUUUUCUAGCACAUUGGGGUGUACAGCUGGAGCAGGGUGCCAGGGGUCUUCUGGGUUGACUGUCCAAGCCCUGUGUCUCCCCCUCUCCAGGACCCAGAGGCGGGAGUUGGUUCUGGUCUGGCGUGUGCAACCUCUUUGCUUGUGCCCUGGGCCUCAGCUUCCUCCCUCUGACCCGAGAGCAUUGCACCAAUGCUUUCUGAGCUUUCUCCCAUCCCUAACACGCCAGUCCCUGGGAAGUGGCUCCCCAUGCCAGUCCAUUGGCUUUCCCUCCCCACCUCCUCUGAGGCAUGGGUAGCAGAUGCACCUUGGUGACCGUGUGGCCUCCAUGUGGGCCACCCGUUGGGGACUGGCCUGGCCCAGGCUGCCCCAACACCAGCACUGUCUUCAGAGACUCAAACCACUAGAAGAGGACGCAGCCUGUUCUGCACUCCCAGGGCCUGGCCGUGCAGGUGCCCAGGCUCGGAGGACACUGCCGACCUCUGACGUUGAGCACUUCUCUUUGGAGUAAAUAUCAGUGACUUUUAAAUUAUUAUGAUUAUUUAACUAAUAUAAUAAUUAUUAUUUUCUCCAUCCCUGCCACCUCCCCAGCUGCAGCUCCCCGCUCUCGACCAAGCCCCAAUCUGGGAGGGCCCCGCCUUCCAUCUCUGACAUGUUCCCUCCUAACCCUGCCUCUGAUCUGCUUAGUUGUUUGAAACCACUAAAUGGAGAUAGAUGUGUGUAGUUAAGGAAAUACAGUGACCUGCGUCUGGCCACAGCCCUUGGGGCUUCUGGAAGCCAGCUCCCCCUGCUCCAUGCCAGCCAGCCACUGCCACAUGGUGGGCCAGCCGGCGGCCCCUGCCCUGCACCCUGUGGGCAGACGGCUCAGCCUCCAGGCGGCUCGGUGCAGAUUCUCAUGCUGGGGGUGGUAGGGAGGGGUGGGUAUGGUGAGGGGGCAGGGCAGCCCUUUGAUUGGUUCAUGUCAUGUCAUGAGGAAGCUGCUUGCUCUGUGUCACUGGGGGACAGAUUGGGACAGAUGCCGGUAGAGGCAGUCUUGGGCUCGCAUCUGGCCAUGGAAUGUCAUGCGUUAUGGCCCUGCUGUUGUGUGUGCUGGGGACAGGGUGACCUGCACUGACCUGGCUUGGUUUGAGGGUAUAGUGUGUGUUCUGAGAGUGUGUGUGCUGGCAUGGUCAGUGUGCAUCCGUGUGUGUGUGUCGUGAGUGCGUGUGUGCUGGCGUGGUCAAUGUGUGUAAGCGUGUGUUGUGUAAAUGCAUGCUGGUGUGGUCAGUGUGUGUGUGUGUGUGUGUGUGCGCGCGCACUGGUGUGGUCACCUUGGCCGUGCUGUGCUGUCAGUGGCAUGGUGGUGCCUUAGGUUCCCAGAGCCUCUCGCCUUGGGCUCCAUCUUGUGGGUGUCCUGAUGGUUGUGGCUGGGUUCUGGGUGGGUGGCUGGUAUGGACACAGGAACUACUGAGUGAAUGGGUAUCUCAGAGUCCCAUGGAUCUCCAGAAAGCUGGGGGGUCUGUGUUUUUAAAAGAAAACCUAUUUAUGUUGCUGUGGGUCUCUGCCAUCCCUGUGUUAUAGUACAUAAGAACGUUUAUUCUCCUGUGGUUCAGAGAGCACCCCAACAUGUGCCUGCAGCUGCAUCCCCAGACCACAGUGUGGGUACAAGACGCUGGGUUUGUCCUUGGUCUCGUGGAGGCCUGGCUAGAAGGGAUAGGGGUGGUAGCCCCUGCCCUCUGCAGUGUCCGCAUCCACCGGACCCUGAGCAGCAUAGCUGGCCACACCCUCAUGACAUGACAAGACUGUCACUCAGUCACUAUUGAGUCUACAAAGGGCAUCAAGUCAGAGGAAGGUUUUUAUGUUUAAUCAAAUAACACAUUUAGCUCUAUGUCAUAAAUAUUCAGAAAAGUAUUUUUUUAAACAAGGCAGACCAAAAAUGUCUGCUAGCUGGUUGAUUUCUAUACAAAUAUAUAUUCGAAUGUCUUGCUGGAUGAAGAGGCCGCUCAGCCGGAGCCUCCUGUUUCAUGCGCUUCUCUUCCGAGGGGCAGUAGAGGAGAAAGGGCUGUUGGGAGGGGUUCAGCCCGCUCCUUGGCCAAGGGAUCCCAGCCACCUUCUCCGCACCGGGCCCCACCACAAGGGACCUGGACCCCCAGGUGGCUUCUGGCCAGGCGUGGGUGGGUGGGAGGGGCCCUGUCUGUGCUCUGAGUCUCCGUGCGUGCAAUGAUUUCUCUACCUCAUCUGUGUGGCCUGUCCCAGAGGGACUGUGGAGAAUGUAUUUAUUUAACAGCUUUGUGUCACAGAACCAGAAACAAAUGGAAACACUAAAUAAAUGUAUUUUAAAUUA
This is a messenger RNA of Macaca mulatta (Rhesus monkey), 7905 nucleotides long. The record is from RefSeq and is a predicted model, not a curated record. NCBI's taxonomy places the organism in Eukaryota, Metazoa, Chordata, Mammalia, Primates, Cercopithecidae.